CGUGAUCAUUAUUGCAUUCAUAUGUGUAGGCAUGUAAUGUAUACAGAGUGCGGGCUGUGGGUGUGGGGGGAGUCUGCUAUUAGCAGCUGCCUGCUGCCCCUGCUGCCUGCUGUAGUCACUCUCUCUGAUAUCUGAUUUCCGAUUCCCCACUUUCCCACCACACCCACCCACCCACACGCUUUCCAAAUCUCUCCUUUCUUCCAAGAUAAAUAAAUUCAAAGUGGAGAGAGACCAACAUAGUCAAACACGCCAACCAGACUAGCCCAUGUUGUUGGUGUGUGUGGCCCAACUCCACCUGUUCCCUCCCACUCAGACACUCCCCCCUUCCACGUGCGCCUCUCUGUCACCCCCUCCAAUCCCACUUUCACACCUCAUCCACUGUACCCUUCUCUUCCAUCUUCAUCACUUCUUUUGUCAACUCAAAUUCCCAUAACCCCCUCCUUUCUUUAUUACCCCAUUCUCCAACAAUAUUAACUUCCCAAUCCCACAUCACAUUAAUUCAUUAAACACAACUUUGAAUCAAACUUAAAUCUUGAACUUAAAUAUGAGGCGCCGCUCAGGGUCAGGCACAGCCGUACGAACAUCACCAGUAGGGCUGACGUCACUCACGGAACCCCAGUCACACGUCUCAUCACCCGGCGGCUCUCUCCGCGGGGCCCACCCUAUCUUCAAUCACAGCCCUGCGAUCCCACACAUCAACCAUCAACGGCUCAUAUAAAAAACUAACCAUUUUAUCCAAAUCCAAAACUUGCAUUAUUACGGUGUAUAUAACCAGACCAUAAUAGUAAAAAAGAAAAGGGAGGGGGGUCGUGCCGGCUAGCCGUCGAUUACGGGAGCCAUAAGCGGGUCCCUCCACUCUCACGCUAUCUUCUUUCUUCUCUUCUCUUGAGCUUUGCUUUCAUUAUUCGCACUUUUCAAAUGGCAUCUUCUUCUUCUUCAGCUUCUCGUGAGGGACACUACAGAGGGGUUAGGAAGAGGCCAUGGGGACGUUACGCUGCUGAGAUACGCGAUCCUUGGAAGAAGACACGUGUAUGGCUUGGUACAUUCGAUACUCCUGAAGAAGCCGCCCUAGCUUACGACGGUGCCGCGCGUUCUCUCCGUGGUGCUAAAGCCAAGACUAAUUUCCCCCCGGCUCCGGUCGCCGCCGCCGGAGGAAUCUGUCUCGACCUCAACGUUAACGCUCCUAACUCUGAUCAUCAUCGCUGGCCCUCCGUACCGGUUCGCGCCGGCGUUGGCGGUGGUGGAAUCUUCGGCGAGUUUCUCCAUACUCGCGUUCUCAAGGACGUUGAUCUGGCUCAUCAACCGCAUCAGCCGCCUCCGCCGCAUCCGAUUCAUCAUGCGGCGGCGUUAGCAGCUCAUCACCACAGACGCGGCGAGGUGACAGUAGCGGUUGCCGGAGGAGGAGUAGAGCAGGUGGCGGGGAGUGGUUCAACGGCGUCGUAUCUAGGGCUUGUUCGGCGCGGGAUCCCGAUCGAUCUGAACGAGCCUCCACCUUUGUGGCUUUGAAGGUUGAAUAGUAGUGACUAGUGAGAUCUUGUUUUGUAGACUCUAAACGACGUAGUUUUAUGCUCCGUAUGCGUAUUCCUCCCUUGUCAUAUCUACUUUCUUUUGUUUAGCAUGCUUAGUAUAGUUAGUACGUAGUUUAAUUAUAACCAUGGUUGAGGCUUUGAGGGAGCAGUAGCAGUAUUAGUAGUAUCUGUGUGCUUUCUUUGUUAAUCUAACAUUUUACAUCUAUCACAUGGAAAUGAAAGCUUCAUGUUGUAUAUA
Molecule: messenger RNA, 1767 nt
Organism: Arachis duranensis
Lineage: Eukaryota; Viridiplantae; Streptophyta; Magnoliopsida; Fabales; Fabaceae
Product: ethylene-responsive transcription factor 12
Exons: 1
Coding region: 919-1506 (195 amino acids)
Biological process (GO): regulation of DNA-templated transcription
Molecular function (GO): DNA-binding transcription factor activity; DNA binding
Source: RefSeq, a predicted model, not a curated record